AUGGCUGAUUCCAGAAUUGGGGGUGGAAAAACACAAGAUGGACUUAGAACAUCUUAUUGUGCCAAAAAACCAGCAAGACACUUGAAGAAUGCUGGAGACAGUUCAGUUGCUGAGAAAGCAGAUGUUGGUUCAUUUGUGAGAACCACGGAUGUUGAAAUUGGAGAAAGGUGUCACUGUGAAGCGAACUUGUAUACAUGCGAGCCACGCGGAAGUACUUUUAAUUCUCCCAACAAUAUUCAAGCAGAUGAGGUUGUUCACUGCAGAGAACAAGCCCAUGGGCACAAACACUGUAGGAAGUCCUUCGCGGAUGGUGCGUUGGGUAACCGUGAGCCAAGUCACACUGAGAAGGACCCCCACAUUAGUAAGCAGUGUGGGAAAGCUUUCACCAGAAAAUACACUUGGCAAAUUCAUGACCAGGCCCACACUGGGGAAAAGCCCUACGUGUGUACUCAGUGUGGGAAAGAGUUCAGCAGAAGAGAAUCCUGGAGACGGCAUAAGUGGACUCAUGGUGUGGAGAAGCCCUACGUGUGUACACAGUGUGGCAAGGCUUUUGUCACGCCAUAUUUUCUUAGAGAGCAUGAAAGGAUGCACAACAGAGAGAAGCUGUACGCGUGUAAGCAUUGUGGCAGGGCUUUCAGCAAGCGAGUGAACGCAUGCAUACACGAGCGGAUUCACACCGGGGAGAAACCCUACACGUGUCGGUAUUGCGGGAAGGCUUUCAACAGACACUUUAGCUGUCGCAUACAUGAAAGGGUCCACACUGGGGAGAAACCUUAUGCAUGUAAGCAGUGUGGCAAAGCUUUUGUCACACGAGGUAAUUGCCAGAAGCAUGAACAGACUCACAGUGGAGAGAAGCCCUACGUGUGUCAGCAGUGUGGCAAAGCCUUCCGCGUGCGUCGUACUUGUCAGGCUCAUGAGCGGGCUCACACUGGGGAGAAGCCCUAUGUGUGUCAGCACUGUGGCAAAGCAUUUGCCAGCAAGUGCGGUUGGCAGAUACAUGAGCGAACUCACACUGGCGAGAAGCCCUACGUGUGUAAACACUGUGGGAAAGCCUUUUUCUCAAGCAGUUAUUGUGGAAGACAUGCACAGACUCACACGGUAGAGAAGCCGUUUCUAUGUAAGCAGUGCGGGAAGGCCUACAGAACACGUUACCGUUUCCAGCUGCACCAGCGUGUUCACACCGGGGAGCCACCGUACACGUGUGCGCAGUGUGGGAAGGCUUUCACGAGCAAAGAAGGCUGGCAAGACCACGAAAGGGCGCACUCUGGGGAGAAACCCUACGCAUGUAAGCACUGUGGCAAAGCCUUCGUAACACAUCAUAGGUGUCAGAUGCAUGAAGUAAUUCACACUGGGGAGAGACCAUAUUCGUGUAAGCUAUGUGGAAAAUCUUUCCUAACAUUUCAUAAUUUGCAAAAACAUGGAAGAACUCACACUGGGGAGAAGCCCUACGUAUGUACACACUGUGGGAAAGCUUUUAGUAGCAAAGAAGGUCAGCACAUACAUGAAAGGAAUCACACCGGGGAAAAGCCAUUUGCUUGUAAGCAGUGCGGGCGACCUUUCAACGCACAUAGUUCUUGUCAGAGGCACGAAGAGACUCACAGUCAGGACAAGGCCUACGCGUGCAAGCACUGUGGAAAAGCUUUUCGAACGUAUCUUGGGUGUCGAGCACAUGAAAAGACUCACACUAGGAAGAAAAGCUAUGUGUGCACACAGUGCGGGAAAGCUUUAAGCAGCAGAUCCAGCUGGCAUGUGCACAAAAGGACUCACACCGGGGAGAAACCCUACCCGUGCCUGCAGUGCGGGAAGGCAUUCAGCACGCGCUGCGCUUCGCGGGUGCACACUCGGACGCACACCGGGGAGAAACCCUACCCGUGCCCACAGUGCGGCAAGGCGUUCAGCAGCAAGGGGAACAUGCAGGUGCACAUGCGGGUCCACACCGGGGAGAAGCCCUACACAUGUGAGCAGUGUGGCAGGGCGUUCAGCACACGCAAUAAGUGUCAGAUGCACGAGCAGACUCACACCGGGGAGAAGCCCUAUGCGUGUGAGCAGUGUGGCAGGGCAUUCAGCACACGUCGUGCCUAUCACAAGCAUGGACAGACUCAUGCAGUGGAGAAACCACGAGUGUGGCAGGGUGGGGAGACGGCACAGGGCUCAAAGGACGUGAAAGAAGUCACGCCGGCCAUGCUGAAACAGACUUCGGCCGCUUGUGCCGAGGGACUGUGUGCCUUUCCCCGUAAGGGGAUACUUAAGCCUUGGAGAGGUGGUGGGUGUAUUGUUCACGUUGGUGCCUCGGUGUCGGAGACGUGUCAUCUUUCCUGUGAUGGUUGA
This is a messenger RNA of Octodon degus (degu), 2328 nucleotides long. Its product is annotated as zinc finger protein 709-like. The record is from RefSeq and is a predicted model, not a curated record. The transcript is spliced from 3 exons. Gene Ontology annotation, biological process: regulation of transcription by RNA polymerase II. Lineage: Eukaryota; Metazoa; Chordata; Mammalia; Rodentia; Octodontidae. Bases 1 to 2328 code for a protein of 775 amino acids. Gene Ontology annotation, molecular function: RNA polymerase II cis-regulatory region sequence-specific DNA binding; DNA-binding transcription factor activity, RNA polymerase II-specific. Gene Ontology annotation, cellular component: nucleus.